CUUGACAGUUGUGUUAGAGGCGAUGCAGGGGACUUAAGGCCGCCAGAGGAGACACCGCAUUUUCAAAGGAAUAUACCUCGCCAGACACAAUGACGGAAAAUAAAGGAUAGAGUGGAUGUUGAGGAAACCGGAUAUAAGCUAUAAGGCCCGGACCGUGAGUGCUUGGAGUCACCCAGCUCAAAUCUCAGCAACCCCAGUGACAGGACAUCGGUAGCCGACUUCCCGGCUUUGCUAGCCCCGCAGUCCCUUCCUCUUUAAUCCCCCCCCACCACCACCACCCCCAGCUCCAGAACCGUGGAUGUCUGAUUUUUUCUUUUCCUAUCACAAAACAAAAACUUGCCCCUGUCAGACGGAUCUCAACUGAGCGUACAACACCUGUCUGCUUUCAAUCAAGUACUGAAGGUAUGACCUGCUAGUCCUCUGCUGCGAAUCUGACCGCUAGGUAUCAAGCUAGCGUCAUCCGGAGUUGGAUGGGACACCCACAGCAUCUCCUGCAACCCGGGACGCGUUGCUGGAGCCUUCCUCCGCACGGGAACGCCAACUAACGAGGAAGUGGCUUGGGGAAAAAAAAAAAAGAAAAAAAAAAAGAAAAAUGUCGAGGUAACAUUGUCUCUCAUCCGCCCCAGCGUCGCAGGUGCCACAACGGGACAGCUUUUAGAUGCCAAAUGUGAUGACCGCACUGAGCUUGCACCAUGUAUGUGGCCGGCCGCGUCUGUCUCCAGCCUUGCGGAUGACGCUCACUCGGGCACCGGGGGUCGAGAGCAGUCAGCAGCAGCAGCAGCAGCAGCAGCAGCGGCGGCGCGGAUACACCGUCGCCGGGUAGUUGCUGUGAGACUCGGACGUGAGCCCUGCUAGCGGCAAGCUAAGGAGGCUAACAGCACAAUAUUUUUGCAACAACAACAAACAAAAAAAAGAGACCCAAACAACUACCUACACCAAUGGUAUCCCAUAAGGUUUUAGUCGCAAUAAUAUUACUAAAUGUGUAUAUAGGUGUACAGUCUGUUUUUUACUUUUUCGGCGGCGUCAUUUUAACGGUCCUGUUUGCUAUGGCAUUUUUAAAUGGACCCAGGCUGCUGGACUGGGCGAAUUCUCCUCCCCAUCUUCAGUUUAAUAAAUACGUCCUGACGGGAUACCGGCCAAGCUCCUCUGUGCAAGACUGCAUCAGAAGCCUCUUCUACCUGCACAAUGAACUCGGAAACAUAUACACUCACGGCAUCCCUCUGGUUUGCUUCCUGGUGCUGCUGCCUCUCAACAUUCCCUGGUCCCAGAUCAGCGUCACCUGGUUGGGCGUGGUCCACUUCCUGGCUUGCCUGUCGCCUCAGCUGGGCUCCGUGCUCUACCACCUCUUCAUGAACCACGAGGGAGGCGAGCCCGUCUACCACACCCUCCUCAAACUGGACGUGUGUGGAAUCUGCAUGAUCAACACGCUGGGGGCGCUGCCCAUCGUCUACAGCACGUUGCUGUGCUACCCGUUCAUCCGCACCGUGGCCCUCUUAGUCUACAUCCUGCUCUCCAGCCACGCCAUCUACUGUGCCGUCACGGCUCGGAGCAGCGUUCGCCGGCUGCGCUCCUUUGCCUGGCAAGCGCUUUUCCGCUUCUCCUUCUUCCUGCUGCGCUGGGUGGGCGUCGGCGGCGGCAGCCCCACGUCGCUACGCCACUUCCUCACGAUGGACGCGCUGGCCGUGCUGGGCGGGGUCAUCAACAUCAUGCGCAUCCCGGAGCGCUUCCGUCCGGGCCUCUUUGACUACUGGUGCAACAGCCACCAGAUCAUGCAUGUACUGGUGGUAGGCUCCAUCCUUUACCUGCACUGGGGCGUGCUGGACGACCUGUUGUGGAUCAACAGCUACAACUGUCCCUCAGACUGACCCCUCCCACAGCCCCUCCCCCCCUCCCCACCCCCAGACAAGAAGCACUGGGGUGGUCAAUGAAAG
This is a messenger RNA of Labrus bergylta (ballan wrasse), 1931 nucleotides long. RefSeq names its product progestin and adipoQ receptor family member IVa (gene paqr4a). Gene Ontology annotation, cellular component: membrane. Gene Ontology annotation, molecular function: signaling receptor activity. NCBI's taxonomy places the organism in Eukaryota, Metazoa, Chordata, Actinopteri, Labriformes, Labridae. The record is from RefSeq and is a predicted model, not a curated record.